CCUUUUCUUUCUGUCUCUCCACAAUUACCAUAAUGAUAUGGAUAUAUGUUCUUAUCUUUGUAUGGAUAUUUUCAGUUCUUUAUCUGAUCUAUAUUCUUCGUCGUGAUAAUGCCUUCAAUAGACAUGAAGAUUCUCCUCUUGGUAUUCAUCCUCGUGCUACAAUGACCUUACAACAAUGCAAUCUACUUCUUCAUCAACUUGCUCUUCCGCCUUUAAUAUGUGUUUACUUGCUGGGUAUUGUAGAAACAAUCUCAACAUUGAUAUGGAAACGUGGAUUACUAGGUGCUCCAUCCCAUUUGACAACCGAAUAUGCCAUUGAUCAACUUGUCAAGGAUGCUCAAGGAAUUUCUUCCAGUACCAAACGUACUACUAUUAUCACAGGUGGCGAUUCUGGUAUAGGAUUUGAAAUAGCUCGUGGACUUUUGAUGGCUGGCUUUCGUGUGAUUAUUGCAUCAAGAACGUCCAGUCUAGGAAAACAAGCCCAGCAUAGAUUAAAGGAAUUGACAGGGUCAGACGAUGUGAUGUUUUAUACUUUGGAUCUUUGUUCAUUCGAUGAUGUGCAUACCUUUGUUAUACAGAUGAAAUCAUUCCUCAGGGAAGAGAAAAUCGAUGUUCUUAUUAAUAAUGCUGGUGUUAUGAAUAUUCCAUAUACUGUCACCAAGGAUGGACUAGAGGCACAAUGUCAAACAAAUUAUCUCUCUCCUCUGCUCCUUACAGUAUCUCUCUUACCUCUCAUGAACAAAGAUCACGGUCAUAUUCUCUUUGCAUCUAGUUCUACACUAUACGCUGUCAAUAAAUUGGAUCCUUUGAUGGCAAAAACCUGUUACACUCUGGAUGGAUUGCAUCAUUAUGCACAUAGCAAAAUGUGUGUGACUCUAUUGGCCAAAAAGCUUGGGGAAAGGUUAACUGAACAUUCAAGUUGUAUCAAAGUCAAUUCUUACCAUCCUGGAACGGUUCGAACGAAUUUGUUUGCUCAUACGUCAGUUUUCAAUUUGGGUGGUAUAGUACGACGAUUUUUUGACUUUAUCAUGUUAACACCAAAAGAAGGAAGUGGAACAGCAUUAUAUCUCGUUACAACAUUUAUGAACAACAGCAACAAUCUGCUAUUAAGGGAAAAUGGGUAUUAUUGGGCCGAUGGUCUACCACAGCGUAUACCAAAAAAUAUUAGCAUACAAUCGUCGACGAUAGAAGGUAGCUCACUUUCGACUAUCGAUAAAUUAUGGACGGCAUCAUUGGCUCAAAUCAAUAUCUCCCCCUUGGAUGUGGAGAAUUGGAUCAAGUCUACGGUCAAAUAGAAUAUAAAACCUUAAUUUAGAAAUAUAUACCAAUUCUUUUUGAAUAAACUUUAUCUUCUGCAUUAUUACC
This is a messenger RNA of Halteromyces radiatus, 1365 nucleotides long. RefSeq lists its product as uncharacterized. The coding region runs from base 33 to 1295 and encodes 420 amino acids. The record is from RefSeq and is a predicted model, not a curated record. NCBI's taxonomy places the organism in Eukaryota, Fungi, Mucoromycota, Mucoromycetes, Mucorales, Cunninghamellaceae. The transcript has 6 exons.